AUGGGUGGAGGUCCAAUCAGCCCAUCAUCAAAGGCCAUCCCCAACGCCCCUCUCACGCUUCGCCGCGCGACCAUAGAUGACUUGGAUGACAUAACCUGGGUAGCCGUAAACGGAUCACCAGAUGAUCCAGGAACUGACUACAGAUUUCCGUACCGUGAUAAGUACCCAGAAGACUUUUGGAAGUGGACGAGAAUAGAGCAUGAGGAAUUAUUCCAACGACCUGAUAAACUAGUCAUCCUGGUAGUUACAGCACCCGUGCUUGAUGAUGGAGAAGUCACCCAUCAGCCUAUUUCUUACGGCGUAUGGGACUUGAAAGUCACAAGCGACUUUAUACCAGGAGCCUAUGCCAAAGUCCUUCCAGCCGGUCUAAAGAAGUACUUUAAGAGAUUCGGUUCAGAGCAAAUUCCCUUAUGGGAGGUUGUUACGCAUCCUGACUUUCGCAGGAGGGGAGCAGCUAGUAUGAUAUGUGAAUGGGGACAGAAAGAAGCAGAUAAGGAUGGCAAGAGUUUAAGCUUGUUGGCCACGCCUAUGGGGAAAGGGUUGUAUUUGAAGUUGGGAUAUCAUGUUCUUGGGAGUGUUGUUGUGCAGGUUGAGGGAGAGGAAGAGAGGGUUGUUUUUGAUGCUAUGGUCAAGCACAAUAAGUUAAUUGAGGGGAUAGUGGUCAGGGCGAUGGCUUGA
Messenger RNA from Fusarium fujikuroi IMI 58289, 678 nucleotides. RefSeq lists its product as uncharacterized. The record is from RefSeq and is a predicted model, not a curated record. Bases 1 to 678 code for a protein of 225 amino acids. The transcript has 2 exons. Lineage: Eukaryota; Fungi; Ascomycota; Sordariomycetes; Hypocreales; Nectriaceae.